Zophobas morio is the source of this 626-nucleotide messenger RNA. RefSeq lists its product as uncharacterized. The transcript is spliced from 3 exons. Gene Ontology annotation, molecular function: structural constituent of chitin-based larval cuticle. Bases 108 to 554 code for a protein of 148 amino acids. The record is from RefSeq and is a predicted model, not a curated record. NCBI's taxonomy places the organism in Eukaryota, Metazoa, Arthropoda, Insecta, Coleoptera, Tenebrionidae. Gene Ontology annotation, cellular component: chitin-based extracellular matrix.
ACUAAUGGAGAAUGUAGACACAUAACAUGGAUAUAAAGCCAGAGCAGCAAAAGGUAGAUUCAAAAGACAAACAGACUUGAAAGUGAGAGUGUAGUUUUUCUGUAAUAAUGUAUAAAGAGCUAGUGGUAAUUUUUUUCCUAACGGCAGUCACUGCGCGACCACAAAAACAUGAGAAACCUAAUGGCACCCCCAACUACGCACCGAACGAAUUCGAAUUGGAACAAAACAGGGCUGCAAGGUACGAAUUUUCUUCUAGUAUUGAAGAUAACAUCAACGACUUGUCACACCAGAGGGAAGAAGUUAGAGAAGGUUUGAAUGUAAAGGGUUCAUAUUCGUAUAGUGACGGGUACUACCAAAGAACAGUUUUUUAUGAAGCUGAUGAUAAAGGAUACAGAGUUACGAAGACUGAAGUUACACCUUUAGAAGGAGGACCCAACAUCGACCUUAUGGGUACUGCUUCCGUAAAUAAUAACGCCCACGGAAGAACCGUCGCAUACAGAGUACAAAGUGUUCCAGUACCAGGACCUGUACCCAAAGUGAUAACCGAAGCUUAAUAACUUUUUUGUGAUUUUUUGGAUCGUUCCUGUUAGUUUUGUAUGUUACAUUUAAUAAACUUAUACAAACCA